Salvia miltiorrhiza (redroot sage) is the source of this 1321-nucleotide messenger RNA. RefSeq lists its product as uncharacterized. The record is from RefSeq and is a predicted model, not a curated record. The transcript has 2 exons. Lineage: Eukaryota; Viridiplantae; Streptophyta; Magnoliopsida; Lamiales; Lamiaceae. The coding region runs from base 1 to 786 and encodes 261 amino acids.
AUGGAAUGUUUUUUUUCUAAAAAACGUAGAGGUGAAUCUUCAAGUUGUUCAAUUACACCUUUUAUUGGAGCAAAUGUAGAAGUUGAAGAAAAUGUGGAAACUGAAACAAAUUUUAAUGAAUAUGUUCGUGAUCCGGGAUUAAGGAAACCAAUUGAUGAGUUUGAUAUUGCUAUUCGAGAUCAAGUACGUAGAGAAUAUUGGUCUAUGGGGCCUUGUCAAGUAGUUGGACAUACAUAUCCGAAGACUGAAUUCGGCACUCAAUUAAAGAGUUUUCAAGAUGCGUGGUAUGAAAAGUUUGUGUGGUUAGAGUAUAGUGUUUCAAAAGACGCUUGCUUUUGCUUUUGGUGUUAUCUUUUCAAGGCACAUGAUCAAAAUAUUGUGCAAGCCAUGAUUUUGAUUGAUGCAGUGAAAUCUCAACUACAUGACUUCAGAAACACUGGGUGGGAAAUAAUUUGUGAUGAAGUCAAUAGAUUUUGUGAGGUGAAUGCUAUUUCUUUGAUUGAUAUGGAAGACACGAUAACACGACCUGGUUAUAGAAGGCAGAGCAUCACCAAUGAUCAUUAUUACCGUGUGGAGAUUUUUACAGAGGUUGUUGAUUUAAUCAUACAAGAGAUGAAUAAUCGUUUUUCUGAAGCUAGCACCGAUCUACUUAGAUGCAUGGCAUGUCUUGAUCCAAGAGAUUCUUUCUCCCAAUUCGACAUUAAUCAACUCAUGCGUUUUACUACUUGGUAUCCUGAAGACUUCUCUGCAGGUGAUUAUUUAUUAUUUUUUACAAUAAUUUCAUAAUAUCUUUAUUAAUGUGAAAUAUUUAACAGGUGAUUGUUUAUGUCUGCCACAACAACUCCGUAAUUUCAUAGUACUUGUGCGACAUCAUCCUCGCUUUUCUACGAUAACUAAUUUGGGAAGUUUUGCUCAAGAAAUGGUUAAAAGUGGCAAUCAUUUAAUUUUUCAAUUAGUUUAUCGUAUGAUUGAGUUGACAUUGGUUUUACCUGUAGCUACUGCUUCUGUUGAGAGAGCAUUUUCUGCAAUGAAGCUCGUCAAAAGUGAUUUGCGAAAUCAUAUGCAGGACGAGUGGAUGAAUGACAGUUUGAUCGUGUACAUUGAAAAGGAUAUUUUCUCAACAAUUGAUAAUGAGAAGAUAUUGCAACGUUUUCAGUCGACGAGUACAUGUCGCAAUCAAUUGUCAUCACUUUCUCAAACAGAAACAACUAGUUCACCAAGUAUUUAUUCUUAGGUUAUUUGUAAUGUAUUGAACUUUUAUAGCUAUGUUAUUUCAAAUGUAUUAGAACUAUAUUAUCUAUGAAAAUGUUGUUUAUUAUUA